CUUUGUAACUUUUCAACAGUAGUCAAUACAAAAUGUUUGUACUGCUAGGACAAAUAUUUCUAGUAACCAUAUUGGUGAACGGAGAAACUUUGACGGAGCUGUGUCCGCCGUCGGAGUCCUGUGUCCCCUUAAUCAGGUGCACACCUGUACUCCGUGAUCUUAUGCUGUCACAAAUUCUUGGUGACAGUUCAAUGCAUCGAAGAGUUCUUGCAGAUGUAUCAAGAAAAAUCUGUGAACCUGGUUCCAAAAAGAUGGUUUGUUGUGACAAGAACAAGCUUCUAACCCAUCGUCUACAAGGCGGAGGACAUCAACCCCGACCUGAUCAGGUUCAACAGUUUUCAGAAGUGUUCCUGGGAAAACUUAUUCCAAUGAUGCAUGAUGUAUCAGGAGAUGUGUACGCUGUUGGAUCAAACCAAAUCCUAAUCAAGAAGUUCACAUACGAUGGAACUGGACCAGAUGCGUUUUUCCUGGCUGGCACUAGUGGUACUAGACCAUCCGUGGGGGGUAUACCGAUUCCAUUUCCAUAUAAUGGGGUUAAUUACCAAUAUGGUGAUACGUCUAAUCCAAAAUUGGGAAAGUUUAGAGGAGAUAAGGAGGUAAUGCUGACACUUCCUCCUGGUGUUGGUAUUUCACAACUUAAAUGGUUGGGGGUCUGGUGUCGACGCUUUGAAGUAAGUUUUGGUCACAUAUUGCUGUGAGAAAAAUGUAUUUAUAUAUUAGUCUUUUAUGAAAUAAAAAUAAACUCGAGUCGUUU
Messenger RNA from Eurytemora carolleeae, 754 nucleotides. Its product is annotated as protein Skeletor, isoforms B/C. The record is from RefSeq and is a predicted model, not a curated record. Lineage: Eukaryota; Metazoa; Arthropoda; Copepoda; Calanoida; Temoridae. The transcript has 3 exons. The coding region runs from base 33 to 698 and encodes 221 amino acids.